AGUCAACAUGGCGGAAAAACGAAAAUCAUAACAAACGAUACCAACAUUUUCCCUUGUGUUUGUAAUGUUUAAACAAUUCCAGUAUUGUUCUCUGUGUCGUUUCAGCCAUAAAAAGAAGAGGAAACAUAUUUAUUCUAUCAGACAUCAAAAUGUAGUUAAUAAUAUACUGGAAAAGUUUAUGAAAAAGAUAACUGAAGCCAGGUCCUCCUUAGAAUCUCCACAAAUUGAAAGUGCACAUUAUGAAAGAGGAGCCAAGUUUUGGUGCCAUUUUUGUGCGGAGGAGUAUAUUAAACACAUGGAGCUUGACACAUGUACUGUUAAAUAUGGUGGUCUCAUCGAACAUAUAGCAAGUUUUGAACAUAAGAGGAAAAUGUACAAUUUCUUCUAUGAAAACAAAGUGGAUGAGAGCAAAAGACAUCCAGAUCUAUUCCACUUGCCAGAGGAGGACCUGAAGAAGUUUCAAGAGAAAGUUGCCAUUUAUGCAAAGAAACAUGAUGCCACAAGAAAGGAGAAAAUAGAAAAGUCAGCAAUUAGGAUUAAAAUCACAGAGGCAGUUAGGAAACAAAUGGUGCAGUCAGAGCAGUUCUCCAUGGUGCAGCCCCAGAUUAUUCAGAAUUCAAAUCCUGAAAGAAGAAAUGUUUUGAAUUACGUAACUCCUGGGACAGUUCUAGAGAAUAAAGCCACCCUGCUAGCCAAAGGUGAAGGACUGACAUUCAUAGGAAGUCAUGUUUACAACAGUAAAGAGGGCAACAUCCACUCAGGUGCCCCUCCUCCCUGGCUGUUGUCUUCAAAUGAGGAGUCUACUAGUAAUGAAAUAGGUCCUACUGAGGAGACCUUUAAGGCCCACUUGGAGAGAGAAAAGAAGAAGAAACUCCCUGCUAACAGAGUUGGUGCUAAUUUUGAUCACCAACAGAAUACAGAUCAGUCCUGGCUUCCCUCCUUUGGGAGGGUGUGGAGUAAGGGAGGCAGACAGCAGUCAAAAAAGUAUUUCCAAAGACAACAUUCUUCAAAAAAGAUUCCACCUAGUUCAACAUAUCAGACAACUAGUUCAAGAGAAAUGGGUUCUUCCAGUUUGACAAGUAAUACUGCAAAUGACCAGCACUUAGCAACAGACAAUAUUGUUAAUUUUAAUGGCGAAAAUCCAUUUCAUUCUAACUCUCCAAAUAUUUCACAAGUUGCCCCGAAUGUGGAAAAUCCACAAAGUGACUUUUCAGGAUUUCAGCUGGACCAGAGUGGAGUUAUGAGGCCAGGUGUCAAUUUUUCAUAUGUUCCUGGAAAUGUGAAACCCUAUGUUAAAAAACAAAGGAUUGAAAAUUCACCAUCACUCAGUUCAGGUGUUGGGUAUGCUGAGCACCACGUAUUUGAAUCAUUUCAACAUCAGAGUCAGUUUGGUGUUGAUAAUGCAGUUGUGAAUCAUUCCUCCGUAUUAAGAAAUGUGAAACCAUACAUUAGAAAACGACGUGUGGAGGAAGCGGGGUCAUCUAGUGCACAGAUUGUAGGUUUGGUUCCUGUGAUACCGACACCGAUUUUGAAUAAUCAAUUGAAUCCGUCAACUUCAAAACUGAAGAAAAGUACAGGAUGAAUUUGAUGUUAAGUUACUGUUUUAGAACUUAUUUUCUGACUUAUUGUAAGAAAAUAUCAAGUAAUCAGUAUUUUUCUUAGAAAAUUUUAAUUAAAACAUGAACACAUUGUACAAAUUGCUCAAGGAAUGUAUAAUAAUUCUUGUAUAAAGGUUAUUAUGUACAAAAGUUUCAACAACAACAAAAACAGAAUUAUAAAAUGCAAAU
Molecule: messenger RNA, 1787 nt
Organism: Saccostrea cuccullata (small rock oyster)
Lineage: Eukaryota; Metazoa; Mollusca; Bivalvia; Ostreida; Ostreidae
Product: centrosomal AT-AC splicing factor-like
Exons: 9
Coding region: 65-1582 (505 amino acids)
Source: RefSeq, a predicted model, not a curated record